Messenger RNA from Ixodes scapularis (black-legged tick), 1632 nucleotides. RefSeq names its product venom metalloproteinase antarease-like TtrivMP_A. Gene Ontology annotation, biological process: proteolysis. The record is from RefSeq and is a predicted model, not a curated record. Bases 52 to 1539 code for a protein of 495 amino acids. The transcript has 14 exons. Lineage: Eukaryota; Metazoa; Arthropoda; Arachnida; Ixodida; Ixodidae. Gene Ontology annotation, molecular function: metalloendopeptidase activity.
AGUAACUAGUUGGACAUCAGAUUGGAAGACCGGCCGUCCUCUAAACCAGAGAUGCCGUGGCUCAGUAUCAAGUUGUGGGCUUUAGCGCUGUUUUCGUUCUGCAUCGCCGAGAAAGACCAUGGGAUAGUGUACCCCAGGAUGCUUGAAAGCAGAUCGGCAACUGGAGAGAGGAUGCUCAAAAUCAACGAUGGCCUGACGUUGACGCUGCAAAAGAGUAAGGUCUUCGCCGACGACUUUUUGUUCAGCACGACGGAGAACAAUGAACCUAUUGAUUACUAUGUGAGAGCCGAAGAUGCUGAACGGGACAUCUAUCACGAUCCAUCUCACAUGGCUUCCGUAAAAGUAACUGACGAUGAUGGAGUUGAAGUGGAAGGAAUACUUGGAGAAAGGCUCCGCGUUAAACCUUUGCCUCUGGCUGCACGAAACAGUGAAGGCCUGAAAGCGCACAGGUUGUUUGAAAUUGAUGUACCCGAAGCAAGGGAACAUAUGCCACAUGACUACGGUUCUCCAAACAAAACAAAGAACAUCGUCGAGUCAAGGGCUGGAGCCACGACAUAUGAGAUGUACGAGAUACCCAUGAAAAUUUAUCCUGAAGUCCACGUUGUGGCUGAUAGUGAAUUUUCCAAAGGAUUUAAAUACAUAGUGGCAGACGUCAUAAGCUACUUCGCAGUUCUUGUGAAUGCGGCGAACCUUAGGUACAAGAGCCUGGUAUUUCCCGAGGUACAGCUUAGGAUUAGUGGUAUAACCAUGAACAAAAGUCCACAAGAUGAACCGUACAUUGUCAAUGUACCAAAACACAGCCAGUACCGGAAUAUUUUAUUCAAAGAAACGCUGGAUAAAUUCAACCAAUACAUGAAGACAAAAAGCGUUUAUAAAACUUCCGAUAUUGUGUUUCUGGUGACGGCAAAAAAUAUGUCUGAAUGGGUAGGUACCCAACUGCAGUCGUGGACUGGAGGAUAUGCUUACGUAGGAACAGCGUGCUCCGAUUGGAAAGUAGGGAUGUGCGAAGACAGGCCGACAAGUUUCUACGGAGCCUACGUUUUCUCCCAUGAGUUGGCUCAUAACCUUGGUUGCAACCAUGACGGGGAUGAAGCCGGUACAUGGGUAAAAGGACAUAUCGGAUCUUCAGACUGUCCUUGGGAAGACGGAUAUCUCAUGAGUUACAAGAUGAAGGACGAGCGCCAGUAUGCAUUUUCUUACUGCUGCCAGAGGGAAAUCAGGAACCUCUACAACCGGCCUGAGUUUCGAUGCCUGAGGGAACGAAACCCGAAAAAGAGGAUACCUAAAUCGAGCUACCUUCCUGGAGGAAAAACAUCACUCGACAACUACUGUAAGAGGGUGUAUAUGUACGAGCUUGACGUAAGAGCGAAUCUCACGUACGGAACUAAAGGCGUUCUUGAUUGCAAGGUUCAAUGCCUCACACGACAUAGCUGGUGGAAACUCGGUGUAGUCGAUGGUACACCUUGCUCAAAUGACGGAAAGAAAGCUUGCAUUCUUGGAAAAUGCAUACCGUAUAAGAGGAAAACCAAAUCAAGCUAAAAACGAGGAUCUCAUAAGAGCGGUCAUUCCAGGCAUCACAGCCAAGAAUAUGGGUACAUAAAAAACACUAAAUAAAAUGACAUUCAGUUUUAA